Messenger RNA from Enhydra lutris kenyoni (northern sea otter), 2443 nucleotides. Its product is annotated as leucine rich repeat containing 32. The record is from RefSeq and is a predicted model, not a curated record. Gene Ontology annotation, molecular function: protein binding. The transcript is spliced from 2 exons. The coding region runs from base 128 to 2119 and encodes 663 amino acids. Lineage: Eukaryota; Metazoa; Chordata; Mammalia; Carnivora; Mustelidae. Gene Ontology annotation, cellular component: extracellular matrix.
GCAGCUCUGGCUGUGACCUGGGGUUCCCUGAAGGCAGUCCUGACAGGACAGGAGCGAUGGGGGCUGGCAGUGAAAAGGAGCCAGGGGUCUUACAGUGUUUCCCUUUCUCCCCACCCUCUGCAGAGCCAUGAGCCACCAGAUCCUGCUGCUCCUGGCCGUGCUGACCCAGGGCCUGGCCGCCUCCCAACAGCAAGACAAGGCGCCCUGUGAGAUGGUCGACAAGGAGGUAUCGUGCCAGGCUCUUGGCCUGCUCCAGGUCCCGUCGACGCUCCCGCGGGACAUCGAGGCCCUCGACCUAUCAGGAAACCACCUGCGGAGCAUCCUGGCCUCACCCCUGGGCUUCUACACGGCACUUCGCCAGCUGGACCUGAGCACCAAUGAGAUCAGCUUCAUCCAGACGGGGGUCUUCCAGGCCCUGCCCUACCUGGAGUACCUCAACCUGGCCCAUAACCGCUUGGCGGCGGGCACCGUGCUGAGCACCCCUGGCCUGGGCCCCCUGCCUCGUGUGACCUCCCUGGACCUGUCCGGAAACAGCCUGUACAGUGGCCUGGUGGAGCGGCUGCUGGGGGAGGCACCCGCCCUGCGCGCCCUCUCGCUGGCGCAGAACAGCCUCACGCGCCUGGGCCGCCGCACCUUCUGGGGCACACCCGCGCUCGAGCGGCUGGACCUCCACAGCAACGUGCUCAUGGACAUCGAGGAUGGAGCUUUCGAGGCCCUGCCCCACCUGGCCCACCUGAAUCUCUCCAGGAACUCCCUCACCUGCAUCUCCGACUUUAGCCUCCAGACCCUGCGUGUGCUUGACCUGAGCUGCAACAGCAUCGAGGCCUUUCAGACGGCCCCGGACCCGCAGGCUGAGUAUCAGCUGGCCUGGCUUGACCUGCGGGAGAACAAACUGCUCCACUUCCCAGACCUGGCCUCGCUCCCCAGACUCCUCUACCUGAACGUGUCUAACAACCUCAUCCGGCUCCCGGCGGGGCUGGUCCAGGGCGGCGAGGGCAUCCACGCACCCUCUGAGGGGUGGUCGGCCCUGCCCUUCUCCAACCCCAGCCGGAAUGCCAGCAGCCAUGCCCUCUCCCAGCUCCUGAAUCUGGAUUUGAGCUACAAUGAGAUUGAGCUGGUCCCUGAGGGCUUUCUUGAGCCCCUGACCUCCCUUCGCUUCCUGAAUCUCAGCCGGAACUGCCUGCGAGCCUUUGUGGGGCUGCGUGCUGACUUCCUGCCUUGCCUCGUGCACCUGGAUGUGAGCCACAACACGCUAGCGACGCUGGCGCUGGGCACCAGAGCCCUGGGGUCCCUGCGGACUCUGCUUCUCCAGGACAAUGCCCUGCAGGACCUGCCCCCGUACACUUUCGCCGGCCUGGCCAGUUUGCAGAGGCUGAACCUUCAGGGAAACCAGGUCAGGCCUUGUGGGGGGCUGGCGGAGUCUGGGCCCCUGGGCUGUGUGGCCUUCUCUGGCCUGUCCUCCCUCCGCAUCCUGAACCUGGUGGGCAAUGGGAUGGAACGGCUGCGGGCGGGUGCCUUCCUCCACACGCCACUUACCGAGCUGGACCUGUCGGGGAACCCGGGGCUGGAUGUGGUCUCGGGGGCCCUGGCAGGCCUGGAGGCCUCCUUGGAGGUCCUGGCCCUGCAAGGCAAUGGGCUGGCUAUCCUCCAAGUGGACCUGCCCUUCUUCAGCUGCCUUAAGCGUCUCAACCUGGCCGAGAAUCGCCUGAGCCACCUGCCGGCCUGGACGCAGGCCGUGUCCCUGGAGGUGCUGGACCUGAGGAACAACAGCUUCAGCCUCCUGCCGGGCAGUGCCAUGGGAGGCCUGGAGUCCAGCCUGCGGCGCCUCUACCUGCAGGGCAACCCACUAAGCUGUUGCGGCAAUGGCUGGCUGGCUGCCCAGCUGCACCGGGGCCAUGUGGAUGUGGACGUGACCCAGGACCUGACCUGCCGCUUCGGCUCCCAGGAGGAGGUGGCCCUGAGCCACGUGCGCCCCGAGGACUGUGAGAAGGGGGGACUCAAGAACAUCAACCUCAUCAUCAUCCUCACCUUUGCGCUGGUCUCGGCCAUCCUCCUCACCACCCUGGCCACCUGUUGCUGUGUCCGCCGGCAAAAGUUCAACCAACAGUACAAAGCCUAGAGAAGCCAGGGGGCUGCAGAGUGGCGCAGUGGGGAGACCUUCUGGGUCAGCCGGGGAGCCAGAGGCCCAGACAGGGGUGGGGACUGACCCAAGGUCACACGGUGAGCCAGGGUUAGGGAAUGGUAGUCUCUCCAUCCCAGCCCAGGGCUCCUCUCCUCAUGUCCCGCAGUCAUGGUGGGCGACCCACAUCCCAGGCCACACAUGGGGUCCGGCCAUGGGGUCUGGAAGUUGGGCACUUUCAGGAGCGACAGAGAAUAAGGCUGACCUGUCCGAUCAACAGAUCUCUGCCAGGCAUCUGUUCCAUGCCACAUCCAGCUCCAGGCG